Messenger RNA from Lepisosteus oculatus (spotted gar), 958 nucleotides. It is a transcript of the gene dmac2l, whose product is annotated as distal membrane arm assembly component 2 like. NCBI's taxonomy places the organism in Eukaryota, Metazoa, Chordata, Actinopteri, Semionotiformes, Lepisosteidae. The record is from RefSeq and is a predicted model, not a curated record.
GUUAAAGGUCACAUUACAACGUGGUCUCUGUAAAUAUCGUCCGUUGGCCUGUGGAAGAAGAGAAGGGUGACGCUAUGCAGCUCUUGGCCCAGACAGGCCAGCGGUGUCUUGCUUUAUGGAAGACACCUUGUCUGAGUAGCAGCCGGCAGUUCUGGGGAUGGCUGAAUGCUGUGUUUAACAAGGUGGAUUAUGAGAGGAUCAAGGCGUUGGGUCCUGACCGUGCAGCCUCCGAGUGGCUCCUGCGCUGUGGGGCAAAAGUGCGCUACCAGGGCUUCGAUCGCUGGCAGCACGACUACAAUGCCCUGCCCACUGGCCCUCUGGGCAAAUUCAAGAUCCAGGCCAUCGACGCGACAGAGUCCUGCAUCAUGUAUCGAGGAUUUGACCACCUGGAUGGUCUAAAACAUCUUGAAGAGAUUAAGUUCCACAAGUGUAUCUACAUAGAGGAUGUGUGUUUGGAGAGACUGAGCCGAAUCGAGAACCUUCAGGCCAGUCUGAGGUGCGUGGAGGUGGUGUCAUGUGGCAAUGUGACUGACAGGGGCAUCAUUGCCCUGCAUCACCUCAGGAAUCUGGAACGUCUGUUUCUCAGCGACCUACCUGGAAUGAAGGAGAAAGAUAAGACAGUUCAAACUCUGCUGACAGCUCUACCUAACCUUGCCAUUGAGCUAGACUUAGACUAAUAGCUAAGCUACACUAUACAAAAAGGUUGUACAGACUGUAACAUGGCAGAACACAACUAUAGGGACUGUAUGGGAUCCAGCAUGGACAUGAAUGCAGAGCAACUGCAAAUGGGAGCAUACUGUACAACCACUGGAUUCAUGUGGAGUUUUGGCCAAGCAAAGCAAUUGAAAGCUCUAAUUUCUUCCAUUGAUGGUGGACCCUGUGAAGCACUCUGAAAUAAUGAAAGGUAAAAUAAGCCUUUUAACAUCACUUUAUUAAAACCAUUCUCCAAACCUGAAAA